Messenger RNA from Cutaneotrichosporon oleaginosum, 2024 nucleotides. RefSeq lists its product as uncharacterized. NCBI's taxonomy places the organism in Eukaryota, Fungi, Basidiomycota, Tremellomycetes, Trichosporonales, Trichosporonaceae. Gene Ontology annotation, biological process: SRP-dependent cotranslational protein targeting to membrane; SRP-dependent cotranslational protein targeting to membrane, translocation. The record is from RefSeq and is a predicted model, not a curated record. Gene Ontology annotation, molecular function: 7S RNA binding; endoplasmic reticulum signal sequence receptor activity; GTPase activity. Gene Ontology annotation, cellular component: cytosol; signal recognition particle, endoplasmic reticulum targeting.
GCUUAACCAUCGCCACCUCUAUCUCACCAUGGUGCUCGCCGACCUCGGGGCGCGUCUGCACGGCGCGCUCAACCAGUUUUCACGGUCUUCAAGUAUCGAUGAGGCGGCCAUCGACGCGCUCCUCAAGGAGCUGUGCGCCGCGCUCCUCGAAUCCGAUGUCAAUGUCAAGCUCGUUGCGAGCUUGCGGAGUAAAGUCAAGGCGAAGGUCAAGCGGAGUCUUGAAGAGGCGGAGAAGGCGGGCGGUCGUGAAGUGAACAAGAAGAAUGUCGUGCAGAAGGCUGUUUACGAUGAGCUCGUUGCGCUUGUUGACCCCGGGAUCGAGCCUUACAAGCCCGUCAAGGGCAAGGUGAACGUGAUCAUGGCUGUCGGUAUCCAGGGCGCCGGUAAGACGACGACCUGUACCAAGCUGGCGGUGCACUACCAGCGGCGCGGAUUCCGGACGUGUUUGGUGUGCGCGGAUACGUUCCGUGCUGGUGCGUUUGACCAGCUCAAGCAGAACGCAACCAAGGCCAAGAUCCCCUUCUACGGCAGCUACACCGAGACGGAUCCAGUGGCCAUCGCGAGCCUGGGUGUGGAGAAGUUCCGGAAGGAGCGGUUCGACGUGAUCAUCGUGGACACGUCCGGGCGACACAAGCAGGAGAGCGAGCUGUUCGAGGAGAUGGUUGCGAUCUCCGCUGCCGUCAAGCCCUCCAUGACGGUGAUGGUGCUCGACGCCAGUAUCGGUCAGGCCGCCGAGGGUCAGAGCCGCGCGUUUAAGGAGAGUGCCGACUUCGGUGCGAUCAUCGUGACCAAGCUCGACGGUCACGCCAAGGGCGGUGGUGCCAUUUCCGCUGUCGCGGCAACCAAGACGCCCAUCAUCUUCCUUGGUACCGGCGAGCACCUCAACGACCUUGAGCGCUUCGCGCCGCAGCCGUUCGUCUCCAAGCUCCUCGGCAUGGGUGACCUGCAGGGCCUGAUGGAGCACAUGCAGGACAUGGCGCGCGCCAAUCCCGACCGGCAGAAGGACCUGGCAAAGAAGCUCGAGCAGGGCAAGUUCAGCAUCCGCGACUGGCGCGAGCAGUUGUCCACGAUUAUGGGGAUGGGGUCUCUCUCCAAAAUCGCGAGCAUGAUCCCUGGUAUGCCUCAGGGCAUGAUGGAGGGAAACGAGGACGAGGCAGCGGCCAAGCUCAAGCGCAUGAUCUUUAUCACAGAUGCUAUGCGGACGGACGAGCUGGAUUCGGAUGGGCUGAUUUUCUUCACAUUCGACAAGGCGGGAAAUCCGACCGGGCUGAACAAGCGGGCGCGCCGCGUCGCCCGCGGCUCGGGCACCUCUGUGCGCGAGGUGGAGGAGCUGCUGGCGCAGGCGCGCAUGAUGGCCGGUAUGGCGCGGCAAGCGGGCGGCAAGAACGGGUGGAUGAGCGCGAUGCAGAAGAUGCAGGGCGCGAUGGGGGGCAAGCCGCUGGGUCCCAACGGCCAGCCAUCGCCGGCGCAGAUCGAGGCCAUGCGCAAGGCCAUGCCGCCUGAGCUUAUGCGCAAGCUGCGCGCCGCGGGGCCGCAGGGUGCGCAGAAGAUGCUGCAGGAUAUGAUGGGCGGCGCCGGGGGCAUGGGCGGCGCGGGAGGCAUGGACAUGGGCGCUAUGAUGCGCAACAUGAUGGGCGGAGGGGGAGGGGGCAUGCCGAGCAUGGCUGAGAUGCAGGAGGCGAUGAAGUCCAUGGGCGGGCUGCCCGGCAUGGGCGGCGGCGGCAUGCCUGACAUGUCGCAGAUGAUGAAGAUGAUGGGCGGCAUGGGCGGCGGGCGCUAAGCAGCUGUCUCUUGCUGAGUCGGCGUUGGUGCAGAUGGCAUGGUGCCACACAUCGACCAAACCUCCAAGCUUCAUCUCACUCCACCCAAGCGCUGCCUGCCUGCCUGCCUGCCUUGCAUAGCCAGUAAUAGCAUCGACCAUUCUAACAUCCCUCGCGUCGGUCAGCAGCGUAUGAGCACGUCGUCUGCACGGACCAUCUAUCCCGUACUCGCGGCAGAAUGCAUCACAUCAGCUAUAAUGUGAA